GGUAGAGCGUCUUGCAUCCCCUGAGGCUGUUCGAAGUACAGUAAUGGGGAACUUGUUUUGGUGCCCAGACGCCUAAGUGUUUUUUGAUGGUGCCUUGUCUGAGGACUCCAGCUGCUCUGAUGAUAGCCUAAGAAGACUGCACGCUGUUCCCUGUCAGCGCCAAGCCAGGCCCAUUCAGAACCUUGGAUCUCAGUCCUUCAUGGAGACCAGCUCUCAGCAGGAAAUUGGCACCCAGAUGGUUGCUCCAUGUGAAGUUGUCUGUGGCUGUGGGCAGACUGGAGGACACCUGGUGGCCAGGCCAGCCCUUUAUCAAUCAUCUGGGUCCAGGCAGCAUGGUGCGGAUUCAGAGGAGGAGGCUUCUGGCACCUUGCCUGUGCAUGACAGCUGCUGUCUUUCUGAUGGUUACACUCCAGGUAGUGGUUGAGCUGGGGAAAUUUGAAAGGAAGAAGUUUAAGAAUCCCAACUUUCAUGAUGGAUAUAAAAAAGUGGAAGAGCCUAAACAUCUCAACCUGUUUCCUAAAAAGGAAGUGUUGCCCUUGGAUGGGAAGAACAUGGUGGAUGUUGGUAACUACCCCAUUAUGCUGUGGUGGUCCCCACUGACUGGAGAGACUGGCAGGCUUGGCCAGUGUGGGGCUGAUGCUUGCUUCUUCACCAUUAACCGGACCUUUCAGCAUCAUCACAUGACCAAGGCCUUCCUCUUCUAUGGUACUGACUUUAACAUAGACAGCCUACCCCUGCCUCGGAAAGCCCAUCACGACUGGGCCCUUUUCCAUGAAGAAUCUCCUAAGAACAAUUAUAAGCUCUUCCAUGAGCCAGUCAUCACCUUAUUCAACCACACAGCCACAUUCAGUAGGCAUUCCCACCUGCCGCUGACUACUCAGUACUUGGAAGGUGUGGAAGCCCUGACGUCACUCAGAUACCUUGUUCCUUUGCAGUCUAAAAAUAAGCUGAGACAAAAGCUUGCUCCCCUGGUGUACGUACAGUCUGACUGUGAUCCACCAUCAGACCGGGACAGCUAUGUUCGUGAGCUGAUGGCUUACAUUGAAGUUGACUCCUAUGGCGAGUGUUUACAAAACAAAGCCCUUCCCCAGGGGCUGAAAAAUUCUGCCUCCAUGGAUGCUGAUGGCUUCUACAGGAUCAUCGCCCAGUACAAGUUCAUGCUUGCUUUUGAGAAUGCAGUCUGUGAUGACUACAUCACAGAGAAGUUCUGGAGACCGCUGAAACUGGGGGUGGUGCCUGUGUAUUAUGGGUCCCCCACCGUCGCAGACUGGCUUCCAAGUAACAGAAGUACCAUUCUUGUAUCUGAGUUUUCUCACCCCAAAGAACUGGCAAGUUUCAUUAGACAACUGGAUGAUGAUGACAGGUUGUAUGAGGCCUAUGUAGAAUGGAAGCUGAAGGGUGAGAUCUCUAACCAGCGACUACUGACAGCUCUCCGGGAACGGAAGUGGGGAGUGCAAGACAUUAGCCAAGACAACUACAUCGAUACAUUUGAGUGUAUGGUGUGCCGCAGGGUGUGGGCAAAUAGUAGGCUACGGGAGCAGGGCUUACCACCCAAACAAUGGAAGGCAGAAGUUAGCCACCUGAGCUGCCCGGAGCCGACCUUGUUCGCCUUCUCAUCUCCAGCUUCUCCAGCCCUACGUGGGAGGUCCUUGAGGGAGCUGUGGCUACCUAGCUUUCGGCAGUCUAAGAAAGAAGCCGAGGCACUGAGGUGGCUGGUGGAUAGGAACCAGAACUUUUCAUCUGGAGAGUUUUGGGCCUUGGUAUUUAAGGACUAAUUUUAACAGGUACUAGAAUGACAGAAUAAGGUUAAUUUUCUUGGAUGCCUUAAUAUUUGAAGGUAAUAGCUAUUCCACCAAGUAUCCUUUGGGAUAAGAAUUAGUUGCAGCAGUUCUCACAAAGAGUCCUGUAAUAUGACAGCCAUGAAUUACUUUUAGGGGUUGCCUCUAUAUUUCUAUACCAAAAAAAGCAGACAUUUAAAAAUGGACAUUGGUUGCCUUGAGUUUAUGUAUUUGGGCCCAUGUACUCACUGUCUUUGGAACCUGACCCACGGUCAAGUGCCUUCCUUGCUCCAUGUCUAGCUGUGAGUGUGUGGUGCUCACCUCCCUGGCAGCAGCUCAUUGGUAUUUGGCAAGCCCCGUUUCUUGAUGCUGAGAGUGAAUGAAACGAGUUAGAACUUGGCAGUGAGAGAUUCCAUCUGUUGUUCUCAGGGAUGUGAGUGAGUAAGAAAACCUGUGUCAGGCUUCCCUGCUCUCCCAGUUCAAAGGAUAUACACACAGCUUCCUGCCUCUCUGCACCCUUGCCACCUCACUAGUCAGGUCUAUAUUCAUUUCACCUGUGCCCUCCUCCCAUUUCCCUCUCAAGUGGAAUUUUCUAUAAAGACAUAACUCCUCCUCGUUUUUCCGUGAGUGAGAUAUCACUAAUUGUUUCUUAUGUUACAGAGCAGGAGAGGAAAAAAAUUGUCAGAUUCAUGGCAGAAGAGCCAUUUGUUUUGAUCAAGGUGAGGGCAGUGAAUGCCUGUCUCUCCUUUGGGUUGGAGUUGAUUGUCAUUAGGAUGAUGGAUACCACCUGUCAAGGUAGGCAGGCACUCUGCUGAGGAGCAUUUCCAAGUUUCUAAUGCUGCUGGAAAAGGCAUCAGCUGUAUUAUUUGGUUACCCACUGGAGCUCACAGAAAAUAAAGAGGAGCAACACUGGCUUUCAUUCCAUUAGAUGGUAAGGAGACUUCUAAUCAGCACAGAAACCUCGUGAUAACUAGUGGGAUGGCUUCUGUGUUCUGUAUGUUGGAAGACAAGCCAUUGCAGCCAGCCUGUAAGAAAUGAGAGUUAAAAGACAUAUAUUCCUUAUUUUUUCAUCUUGUUUGUCUGUGGGCAGUUUUUCCUCAAUCCCACAUCUGUCAUGGACUAAGCAUUAUCUUAAACAAAUCCCUUAACUUCCCUGGACCUUGGGUUUUGUAUCUUAAAAAGAAGUGAUUGAUCUGGUCUUUGAAGUUGUAAUAUUCUUUAACCAGUCAUCAACAUUUUAAGAUGAUUAAUUUUAUAGGAGCUUUUACUAAAGCGGGAAUAAACAGGCUUAGAUUUGUGUUUUUCAAGUGAAAUACAUUCUUUGGAGAAAGAAACAUAUGUAUUUUACAUAGUACUGAGAAUGGAGGAGAUGCCAUACCAGUUGAUCUAACAUCCAAGCAGCAAAUGUUUGAAAAUGAUUGUUGGUGUAAAAUUAGGCUUUAAACUGUGUACUGAAUGAAGUGGAAUUCUUUCUGAAUCCUCAAAAACGGUCUGCAAAAGGAUUUGUAUCUUUGACAAAAUAAUGUAUAAGCUUCUCUUUCCAUAAAUGUCUAAAACAAA
Messenger RNA from Psammomys obesus (fat sand rat), 3338 nucleotides. RefSeq names its product fucosyltransferase 10 (gene Pofut3). The coding region runs from base 333 to 1775 and encodes 480 amino acids. The transcript has 5 exons. Gene Ontology annotation, molecular function: alpha-(1->3)-fucosyltransferase activity. Lineage: Eukaryota; Metazoa; Chordata; Mammalia; Rodentia; Muridae. Gene Ontology annotation, cellular component: Golgi membrane. The record is from RefSeq and is a predicted model, not a curated record.